GGGGCGCAAGAGCGGGCGGCGGACGGAGCCGAGCGCGGCCGAGAUCGCACGAACGCGAGCUUCCGAGCGAAAUGGACAUGUGAACAUAGACGCGCUCGACAGUACGCGGACAGUGUGGUGAGUGAACGUUGCGGCGCCGGGUUCGCGGAUUUCGUUGAUUUUUUUGCCCAACUGUCAUGUCGUAGCGUCCUACUCUCACCACUGUGAAAGCGAUGCUUCGUGAGUGAACGCCCCUACAGCAUAAUAUAACCUCUUUGUCUUGCUCUCUUUCGAAGACGCGAGCUUGUCUCUCUUUCUCUUGCACAUUCGUCGUCCAACCUUUCUCGUUCUCAUACACAUUCUCUCUAUCUCCGCCGCGCGUUUGAUUCGCGUGUACGUCUCUUUCUCGGGGCGCUCGAUAAUAGUUAACUCGCAGACAACGACGGUGACGUUCGUCGCGACACUGACGUUUUUCCUUUCAAUCGCCCGCGUCGCGUGUGCGCAACCAGUUGCGUGUUGCGUAAUCAUUUUACGACAGCCCGUCUCGUGGGUGCAUCGCCCCGCUCCCCUCACCUCGUUCACCCAUCCGCCGAAGAGUUUGGUGCUACCUUGGAAUCUGACGUUUCGAGUGCAAAACUUUACUGCAGCAUCUUACGGAACACGUGGUAGCACAGCUGACGCGCGGCCGAAGAGGCGGAAGUGUCUGUUGACGAUGGCGGCGGGAACGUGCCAAUUCGCCUGAGGAGACAUCCGCAGAAAUCCGUAAGGAUGGUGCUAGUGGUGGGCGGGGUGGUCCUGCAGGAGGAAAUACCCGCGGACAGCAGAUCUUUGUACGCGGCCCACCCGGUAUACCGCGAGAGCGCGGCCCAGCUGCACUCGAUGCCGGCGAAACUCGUGGGCCCGGUGGGCCUCCUCUACGUCCAGCAACGAGAAAUGGCUGCGACUCUGCCGCAAGACAAGAACGUGAACAUCCUCGGUUCGGACGAUAUGACUACGUGCAUAAUCGUUGUCGUCAGGCAUUCCGGUUCAGGCGCCGCAGCAUUGGCGCAUCUUGAUGGCUCUGGCACAGAAGAUGCUGCAGUGGCGAUGAUCCAGAGGGUAACGGAACUCACCCUUGGAUAUCCCGAAGGUCGGCUAGAAUUGCAGUUGGUCGGUGGUUACUCCGAUCCGAGAAACUAUUCCGAGGAAUUAUUUUAUACUAUACUUUCUGCAUUUCACAAGCAACCGGUUGAAAUCGACCUGACAUUAUGCUGUGUGGGCGAGUUGAAUACCACUGUGAGAGCUGGGAUUCAUUGGCCGGUGAUCUACGGCAUCGGGCUGAACGUGAAGACGGGCGAGAUCUUUCCCGCGACUUUCCCCGACAAAGGCCCGGAUCAGGCGCUGCGGUGCGCCAGACAAUUGACCGGAGGUCAGCAGGUACUGGAUAUAUACGAUUGUGGUCUUGGAUUACUUAGAAUUGGUCCGUUUAAUUAUGAUCCUUUGCGAGGUGUGGAUCUCUGGUUGGCGCAAUCCGAUCAAUUUAUUCUGCAACAUCUGUCAACGUCACCGGAAGUAGAACAACCACAUUUCGUCUCACAAGUACGGGCGACACUCAAGUACAUUCAGGACAAUCAAUUUCCUGCUGUCACCGUCUUUCGAGAUAAUAAACCUCAUUACUAUCGCCGGGAUGAAACCACUGGCGUCUGGCAGCCGAUGCGAUAUUAAACUUAAUAAAUCGCAGAUUCGGUUAAGACUUGCGUGGAGGUUAUUCGCGAAACUUUCGAGUGACAUAAACUAUAAUCAAAUUGCAGAUUGACGAAGCGGAGUCAUAGAAAUUUAAAUUAAUUACUGAAACGUGAACUGCGUCUUUUGAAAAUCGCAGUACCGUGACAGAAUUGUUGCUCUAAUAAACUCAUUUAAAAAAAAUUGAUCCGCGCGUAUAAUUGAUGAGAAAAAUACGAAAAUCGGCAUAUAAUUGCAGCUUUUGUCGGCUGGCAAUUAUUUGUGCUCAAUAAAAAAAAGAUGUCCGAGCGAGAAGAAAUCGUGAGAAUAUAGAUUGAAACAGUCAUAGGUAGCGCACAGGUUGAUGCCUUAAUGUCUGCUCACAGUGGAAAAUAUCUCGUAAACCGCAUUGAAAUCGAGAUGCAGAUUAGUCUUUGAAUAUACAUUGCCAAGUAUAUACAAUUUGUAAUAUUUACAAAUUAAAUUCAAAGAGUAGAGCUUAUAACUCUGUUAUCAGAGUAUAAGCCAAAAAAAUAAAUUGAAACACUUUGACAAACAAUUUUCUGAAAAUUUUAAUACGCAUUAUUCGGCACACUGCUUGUGCAUAUACUUAUAAUAACGCAUAUUUUUCUUUAAAUACCUUUUAUAUUGGAAAAGCACUUUUUAAAAUAAUAUUGAGGGAUGUUUUUUCUAUGUAAUUACAGCAGGAUAUUUUAAGUCAAAUCAUUAUAGGAAUUACAUCGUGAUCGAAAUUGUUUUUAAUUAUCUGCAAACUAUUAUCAAAAAUUUCUAAAAUCGUAUCCAGGUAUUUUGCUUGCCAGGCGAUAAUUCUUAUAUAACUCAAAAUUUAUAAAACGAUAUACGACUUUAUGAAAUCUUACGAAGAAGAAAAGAAACUAAAAAAAUAAUUUUGUAAAGUGCAUAUAAUAGAAAUAUAUUCCCUUCUCUUCUAGCAUUUUUUGGAUAUAUUUAUAUAAAAAGCUAUAUUCGCGGAUAUCACAUGCAAUGCGCUUGAAUCGUGAAUAAGUUUGUAUGUAUUAAUAUGUUGGCAUUGUUGAAUUUCUUUUUUGAUAGAUACUUAUGUUAUAUAUAUGGAUAAUGAUUGAAUUCGAUUCGUUGUUACAAAAUGUUAUUAGUCAUACGUCCUUGUUCCAUCAUUGAACUUUCUCUUCGGCUUAACUUUCAUUGUCGUCAGAGCGAUUAAGCAAUAAUGUGUAUUCUCAUCGCGCAUUUAGUAUUAAAUGCGAUUGUCUGAUACUUAUUUCACCUUUACAUCACGUGCAAUCUUCAUAAUUAAACAAUUAAUUCAAUAGUUGAAAAUCACAUUUGAUGCUAACUGUGCGAUUACAGUACAAAUUUACGCACACGCGCGUGGAGUUAGGCUCAGGCAUUUGUCCUUUUUCUUUCAGCUGAAUUAUAAAAGUUCGAGCAACGAAGAAUUCCGUAUUUGCCAUAAUAAAGAAAAGAAUGUAUGAAAGGUAGUGGUGAAGUAGAGGACAAUGUAUAUAAUAUUUUCAGGGUUGUGCCCGAAUUCUUUUCGAGUGAGGGAAAGUUCCUCUGCCUUGACACAGGUAUUUUGCGAGAUUCCUUCGAAAAUUCAAACAGCAAAAAUUAGCAAUUGAGUAAAAGUCGCGUUGAUAUCACGCGAGAUUUUUAACUCGUUCUCGCACAUACAUAUAUGUUGAAAAUGCCAAUCUUCUUUAAUUUUCUUUGAAUGUAUGUGAGAUACUCGUGAGACACGAGUAUAUACAUUUAGGCAUCCGCGUUUGAUCAUUUACGUCGUAGAAUAUAAACAUCCAAGGUAAAAGAUGCGAUGUGUGACAAAUCGUUAAUUGUUAUUUUACUAAUUGUAAGCAUAAUAUACAAAUGCAUAAUAAUAUGGUGCAAUUUGAUCAAUCUGGAAAUCGCGUGAACAUUUUACAUAGAUUUUAUUAUAACAUAUUUAGAAAGUUUAGACGUGCGAUUGCGAUCGAAGAAUUAAAAUGACGAGGCCUUCCCUUACUUGUGAAUUCAUUGAUUAAGCGGAAAGAUAAUUUUCUUCGGAUUGUGUUUGAGAGUACAGUUCCCCAGCCAUACAAAAAAUUUUUUAUAUUUUGAUAUAUGAAUAUAAUUUAGCAGAAAAAAUUCAAAAAAUUCAAUGUUAUUGUAAGAGCGUUCCUCACUCUUUGAGCGAAUAUAUAUGUGAUGAAUAUAUCAUUUUUUUCAAUGAUAUUUUAAGCGAAGAAUAUAUAAAAUUUCUUCUAUAGCUAUGGUCUCGAAGUUUUGAAAUAGUAAAGGUAAAGGAAAGGUGCGAAGAAAAAUUUACAAUUUUUUAUUGUUUUAGUGCUAUAUAAGCUAAUUGAGGUUGAUAUUAAUAAUAAUUAUAAUAAUAAUAAUGAUGACGCGAUGAUCAGAAUGAUAUUGCUAAUAAUGAUAUUUUUUAGAUAUCGAAAAAAGAUAUAUUUUUACUAUAUUAUGUAAAAGAGCGAAUGCCCUCGCGACGAUGAAGCUCUCAGGAUCGAACAUACGACUUUCUUUUCCCUUCCCAUUCGAUCUACGUGAAUGAAGGAAGUGUAGCGGGUGGUUUGCCAUUUACUUUGUUGCUUCUGGCUGGAGAAUAUACAGCUUUUCUUGCUUGCUCAUAGAAACUUCCUGAUACAGUAAUACAAUUACAUAUAUAUAUAUAUAUAUAUAUAUAUAUAUAUAUAUAUAUAUAUAUAUACUUCUUAUGUUCUCUAUCGCGUGCGCUCUUUUUUCCCAAUCCUCGGCCUCGUUCUUAUAAUAGCGUUCCCGUUCGAUCUCCUUCGCAUUCUUUCUCGCGUUACGCAAACGCAAUCUUACUACAUAAUAUUAUUUGGUGAUAUAUUUAUACAAUAAAUGAUACUAGACUAAA
Cataglyphis hispanica is the source of this 4552-nucleotide messenger RNA. It is a transcript of the gene Ntan1, whose product is annotated as protein N-terminal asparagine amidohydrolase. The record is from RefSeq and is a predicted model, not a curated record. Gene Ontology annotation, biological process: ubiquitin-dependent protein catabolic process. The coding region runs from base 748 to 1683 and encodes 311 amino acids. The transcript has 8 exons. Gene Ontology annotation, cellular component: nucleus. NCBI's taxonomy places the organism in Eukaryota, Metazoa, Arthropoda, Insecta, Hymenoptera, Formicidae. Gene Ontology annotation, molecular function: protein-N-terminal asparagine amidohydrolase activity.